AUGGAAGAUAUCGCCGUACAGGCGUCCGGAAAUGUAAACCGUACAGAAACCGAUCUUUUACAGGCCCUAUUCCGCACAGAGCCUGGGUAUCAAGGGCUGGAAUCUCUGCUGGCAAAAUUUCGCUCAGCAUGUCAAGAUUUCCUCUUCAUCGACUUCAGGGCCGCGGCCGAAAAGAAAGUCGAAGACCGUCUGUGGAAUGCUCAUAUGAAGGUCAACUCGAAGUUCAGGCAAUACCUUGCCAACUUCCGGGAAGGAGAAGGCAAGAAGAAGGUUGUUGAACGUCGAAAGGUCGAGAAGCUCUAUUUGGAGUUCAUCAAGUCGAGCCAACGCUUCUAUCGAGAGUACAUCCAGCGGCUCGCCUCAAAUUUCAAGGAUGUCUCAGAGAUACUUGAGAUUGCCCAAGGGAUGAAGCUGGACACGCUCUCCGCAGACCCUCCGCAGACUGUUGACGCCGCGCUGAUGAAGCAACUCAUUGAUUCAUGUUAUUCGGCCCUUGUGCAAUUGGGGGAUCUCUCAAGAUAUCGGGAAACCGAAUUGCAGACAAAUAGGCGCAAUUGGGGUCCUGCUGUCGGUUACUAUAACAAGGCGGUCGCCCUCAAUCCUACAUCUGGCAGAGCAUAUAAUCAGCUCGCCGUCGUCGCUCGCGCUGAUGACGACCACCUACGAGCUGUUUACUAUUUGUAUCGAGCCAUCUGCCUGGAGCAUCCCGCUCCACAAGCUCAGGGAAAUUUGGACAUUGAAUUCAAGAGGCUCAUGCAAAAGUCGAACCAAGGCAAGCCCAUCUCGAAUGCCGAAUUGCUUGUUGAGGGUAGCCGCGAGCUCUAUGGCCGCUUCCUCAUAUUUCAUGCUAGUUGUCUGGGAAAGGACCUCUCUAGUCAAAAAGAUCAGCAAAUUGAAAUUCUUCGACUUCUCGAGGAGGAAAUUCGACAGCGAUCUGAGGCUACAGUCCUCAGAAAGUUCGCUUUGGUCAAUAUAGCAGCAGAGAAGUCUGCUGCACAGAAAGUCAACGCCGCUCGUUCUUUCGCGACUUUACAGUCGUUUAAUGUCAAAACCUUUUUCUUACUCCUCAGAGUCUUGCAUGGCGAACUGCAGAAGCUCGCGGGAGCAACCAUUAACAAUACAUCUACCUCAACGCAAGACUCGCCUCAAGUUCCUCUAGUGAUCCGCCGGGUUCUUCCCCAUUUGAGGCUGUAUAGCGGAUGGCUGCUGAGUACCGUGCACCUCCUGCUGGAGAACGAGGAUCUUGUUGUGUCUAUGCGGCAGCUGUGGCCAUUGUAUGUCAACACCCUGAACCUCCUUAUGCAGAUAUUUCCCCCUAAAGCUGCGGCCGAGAUUCAGUAUCUCCUUGACGAAGAUAUGGACACCAGAGCUUUCUCUGCAUUCAGUCCGUUCGUCAAAAAGGUACGUCUUUGCAAUCGCCAGGGGCGGGUGAAACAGGUACAUAGUGACGCCGCAUUUGGCCCUCGUUCUCCCGAAUACGAGAUGCUUUAUCGACUCAAGUGCAUAAUCACAGAUGGAGUAUUGCUUGCCAGUAAACAAGAUGAAUUCCAGGCCCUGUCUAUUCCUCUCACAUUUGCCAACAUGCGUUUCGUCUACCUCGAGGAAGGCGACGGUAUCACACGUACCGAGGUGCAAAUAACGACGUCGGCGGUUUACACCUCCGCUGCUUUAGAGGAGAGUAUCCCUGAUGAUAUCGGGCACGCUAUUCAAGACGAAAUUCCUGGACACCAAGCACCGAGCCAUCGAGGGGCGACUGUCGACGCUGAAACUUCAAUGACCUCUAGAAUGGAGAACAUGGUAGAAAAUCUCAUGCGGCCUGAAGCACCACCAUCUGUCAAAAGCACAGGAAGCGCGAUGUGCGGUCUUCCCUCAUCAACGCUGAGCGCUCCAAUGGUGCCACAGGGGUUUGUCGACAGAAGUACAUCGCAACUACAGCCUGCUCCCUUUACUGCUCGAGACCUCGUUCAGCGAAUUCAGCUGUCAUCAAGCGCAUCACAAUCUAGCGUGGUAGACCAGGCGGUCAACGUCGCAAUCUUACCUUCUAUCUUAAACACUCCAUUUGCACCACGACCAGGCGAAACGCCCGAAUCAUCUCCACGACCAAGGUCCGCCCAUCGAUUUCCCGAGUCGGCAUCGGCACCUGUUCGCCUGAGCAGUUCUGCCCAAUUCCAAGCCAACAUCAUGCACAUGCAGGAUCAGGCCCAAAUGCGGACGUCACCGCUAGAGUCGUUCGAGCCGACUCUGUCAAGUCACUAUGACACCUCUCCGAAUAUGCCAUCUUGGGUUCGGACGAAUGACCAGAUACAGCCUCAAUUUUCACCCUGGCGAACCUCGUUCGGCAGCGCAGUGCCUGUUCAGCAUACUGCCAUCUCAACCCGUCCUCCGGACUCCUCACCUUUUGGUGCGAUCGGCGAGCCGCGCCCGAAGAGCAGUCGGACGUCUACCAGCGGUCAGCCAGGAUGA
Messenger RNA from Cladophialophora psammophila CBS 110553, 2463 nucleotides. RefSeq lists its product as uncharacterized. Gene Ontology annotation, cellular component: telomerase holoenzyme complex. Gene Ontology annotation, molecular function: protein binding; telomeric repeat DNA binding; telomerase RNA binding. Gene Ontology annotation, biological process: nuclear-transcribed mRNA catabolic process, nonsense-mediated decay. Lineage: Eukaryota; Fungi; Ascomycota; Eurotiomycetes; Chaetothyriales; Herpotrichiellaceae. The transcript has 6 exons. The record is from RefSeq and is a predicted model, not a curated record. The coding region runs from base 1 to 2463 and encodes 820 amino acids.